AUGAGUAAUCAACCGUUCAGUUGGGUUAAAAAUGGAGAGGGUCAACAUUAUGGAUGGUCUCAAGAUAGUUUAUUUGUCAAAGUGCCGUCAUCGACAACCAAUGGUGAAUUGUCUAUAGUUGAAGAUACACUGAAACCAAACUUCUUUUUGGCUCGACAUCAUCAUAAAAUAAUGACAGAAAUAUUUUAUGUUGUUGAAGGUCAGGUAGAAUUUAUAUUUGAUAAUCAAACAAUCAUGUCGAACAAGGGAGAUACAAUUGUUGUGCCACCAAACACAUGGCAUGCGGCUAAAUGCGAAAAAGGUGGUAAAAUGUUAACUAUAUUCAGAAAUGGUCAAUUUGAUGUCUAUUUAGCAAAAUUAGUAACAAUGACUGACGCAGAUUUUAAAAAUGAUCAAUUAGUAAAAGGGGUGGACAAAGACUAUGAUAUUUACAAGGAAUGA
Molecule: messenger RNA, 441 nt
Organism: Didymodactylos carnosus
Lineage: Eukaryota; Metazoa; Rotifera; Eurotatoria; Philodinida; Philodinidae
Source: the annotation of a GenBank genome assembly